Caretta caretta (loggerhead turtle) is the source of this 1810-nucleotide messenger RNA. RefSeq names its product vacuolar protein sorting 4 homolog A (gene VPS4A). Gene Ontology annotation, molecular function: ATP hydrolysis activity; ATP binding. Gene Ontology annotation, biological process: endosomal transport; vacuole organization. The record is from RefSeq and is a predicted model, not a curated record. Lineage: Eukaryota; Metazoa; Chordata; Testudines; Cheloniidae.
AGCGCCUGGGGGGCGUCGCCGUGCCCUGGAGAGAAGGGGCUGUGGGCAGGGGCUGUUUCUUCAGCUUCCCCCAGAGCGGGUGCCCAGCCCCUGGCCUUCUGGGGUGACUCUUGCUGACUGAGCGCUCUGCCGGUGGGCAGUGGGAGGUCUGCGCCCCGUGUUCGUAUCAUGUAAAGCCAUUGAUCUGGUAACAAAAGCGACUGAGGAGGAUAAGGCCAAGAACUAUGAGGAGGCUCUGCGGCUGUACCAGCAUGCAGUGGAGUACUUUCUACAUGCCAUCAAAUAUGAGGCUCACAGUGACAAGGCGAAGGAGAGCAUCCGGGCGAAGUGCAUGCAGUACCUGGACCGGGCAGAGAAGCUGAAGGAUUAUCUACGCAACAAAGACAAACAAAGCAAGAAGCCUGUCAAAGAGUCUCCAAAUGAUAGCAAGGGGAGCGACAGUGACAGCGAGGGCGAGAAUCCGGAGAAGAAGAAGCUGCAGGAGCAGCUGAUGGGGGCCAUUGUGAUGGAGAAGCCCAACGUGCGGUGGAACGAUGUGGCUGGCCUGGAGGGCGCCAAGGAGGCUCUGAAGGAGGCUGUGAUUCUACCCAUUAAAUUCCCCCACUUAUUCACAGGUAAGCGCACCCCAUGGCGUGGGAUUCUGCUCUUUGGGCCCCCUGGCACAGGGAAGUCGUACCUGGCCAAGGCCGUGGCAACCGAGGCCAACAACUCCACAUUCUUCUCCGUGUCAUCCUCGGACCUGAUGUCGAAGUGGCUGGGAGAGAGCGAGAAGCUGGUGAAGAAUCUCUUUGAGCUGGCAAGGCAGCACAAACCCUCCAUCAUCUUCAUUGACGAGGUUGACUCUCUGUGCGGCUCCCGGAAUGAGAACGAGAGCGAGGCUGGCCGCAGGAUCAAGACGGAGUUCCUGGUGCAGAUGCAGGGUGUUGGUCAUAACAAUGACGGGACCCUGGUCCUCGGUGCCACAAAUAUCCCCUGGGUCUUAGACUCGGCCAUUAGGAGAAGGUUUGAGAAGCGCAUCUACAUCCCGUUGCCGGAGGAGGCAGCCCGAGCCCAGAUGUUUAGGCUGCACCUGGGAAACACAUCACACCAUCUGACAGAGGCCAACAUCCACGAGCUGGCCAGGAAGACGGACGGCUACUCGGGAGCUGACAUCAGCAUCAUUGUGCGUGAUGCUCUCAUGCAGCCUGUCCGCAAAGUGCAGUCGGCCACGCACUUCAAGAAGAUGCGAGGCCCAUCUCGAACCAAUCCCAGCAUAACCGUAGAUGACCUCCUGACCCCAUGCUCGCCUGGAGACCCUGGGGCCAUUGAGAUGACUUGGAUGGAGGUGCCUAGUGACAAGCUGCUGGAGCCAGUGAUCUGCAUGUCAGACAUGCUGCGCUCGCUGGCCACCACCCGCCCCACCGUGAACGCCGAGGACCUCUUGAAGGUGAAGAAAUUCUCAGAGGACUUUGGACAGGAAGGUUAAAAGCUUCUGCCGUGGGGUGUGUGGGGGUGGCUGGGCUGGCAGGGCACCCCUUGCAGCGGCAGUGUUUGUGCUUGCAAAGCCCUCGUGCUGGCAGGCGGACGGUGCCAAGGGGAGGCUAAUGUUCAGCUCCUACAAACCCACCUCUCUGUGGGCCCCCAGCUGGCACGUUACGCAGCAGAACUGCCCUGCCAGCCUAUGGAAGGGGCUGAGCAGAGCCCAGGAGCCACCCAGUCCCGCCCCCCCAACUCUCCUUCCCGCUUUUUUCUUUUUUUUUUAAAAUUUUUUUAAAUUAAUGCUGCUUGUUUUGUCUUGUUUAUACAAAAAUAAAAACGAUCCAAAAGCUUC